This is a messenger RNA of Medicago truncatula (barrel medic), 791 nucleotides long. RefSeq names its product pollen-specific protein-like At4g18596. The record is from RefSeq and is a predicted model, not a curated record. NCBI's taxonomy places the organism in Eukaryota, Viridiplantae, Streptophyta, Magnoliopsida, Fabales, Fabaceae. The transcript has 2 exons. Bases 65 to 589 code for a protein of 174 amino acids.
AUCACAAGGGGAAAUCAAAAAGCAGAACAAUAAAUCAGCAAACAACAAUAAGUAAAUAAAUAAAAUGACAAGGUCAUUUGUUGUCGUUGCUCUCAUUGUUUCUGCUUUUUGCUUCUCAUCUGUCUUGGCUGCUCGUGUUACACCAAAUGAUGUACCAACAACUAAUGCAGCAGCAAAUAAAGAUGAUUUUUUCAUUGUUGUUGGCCAAAUCUACUGUGAUCCUUGCGGCUUCCAAUUUGAGUCAAGACUUAGCAAACCCCUAGCAGGUGUUAAGGUGACUUUAGAGUGCACAAAGGGAGACAAAAAUGUGACAUUUGUGAAGGAGAGCACCACCGACGAAACUGGUACCUACAACAUUGAAUGUAAAGGUGAUCACGAGGAAGAGGUUUGCAAGGUGAACGCCGUAAAUGAAAAGGGAAACUGUAGAAAGAUUAUGGACAACGAAUCCGACAUGAUUGUCCUCACCAAGAACAUGGGUGUUCCUUCCUUGGUUCGUUUUGUUAAUGCCCUCGGAUUCAUGACCGAGACAGUUGAUCCUCAAUGUGGAAAGGUUAUCACUGAGUUGGGUUUGGACAAGCUUGAUGAUUGAUUAAACAAUCAUUCAACUUAUUCAUUAAACCUAAUCAAAAAAUAAAAUAAAAGCCACUUAAUGUUGUGAAAUUUAUAUUGGCACAAUUGACCUGUAUCUGUUUAAAUUAUUAUUUCUCUGCAAAAAUGUGUUGUUGGUUAUUAUGUGUAACUAUACAAACUCAUGUUUAUUGAGUAUUGAAUGAGAAUUUGGAGAAAUUUGG